Molecule: messenger RNA, 1242 nt
Organism: Dermacentor silvarum
Lineage: Eukaryota; Metazoa; Arthropoda; Arachnida; Ixodida; Ixodidae
Exons: 5
Coding region: 1-1242 (413 amino acids)
Biological process (GO): proteolysis
Molecular function (GO): metalloendopeptidase activity
Source: RefSeq, a predicted model, not a curated record
AUGGAGGAAGAGCACGCCACCACUUCACCCGUUACCUCACCCGUCACCGCAGCCGCUGCCCCGGACGCUGCCGUCGCCCCCACCACCGCCGCCACCGCAGCUACCAGCGCCGUGAGCGAAGCUGCACUCUCGGCGUCCUCUGAAGGGCAUGCCGCGGAAACAACGACCACCGGUGCCGGUGAAAGCUCUGUCCGUCGACGGAGCUCCAAGCACCACCGCAAAGGCGGAAAGAAGCACCAAGAGAAAGCGCAGGCAUCGGACAAUGACCAGUCACAGCCACGGCAGCCACAGGAGCAGCUUAGUGGCGUGGAUGGAGUGACGCAAGCAGCUUCGGGCACGACGCUUGCGACGUCACCGUCCCAGUCAUCGGACAAGGCGUUGUCGCCUCAGCCACCGGAGCCACAAGCGGCGGUCGAGGUGAAGAAAGCGUCCGGACGCGCAGGCGACGAGGAAAGGUUAGUCGUCCCGGAGCGCCGCGACAGUCCGCAGCCGACCGCCACCACAACCUCCGGACUGCUGGAGUACUGGCCCCUAGCCGCCACCAUCGUGGUGCUCGUGGUGGUCAUCCUGGUGCAGUUGCUGAUUGCCGCACCUAUCCGGCUGCAGAGGGCGCCUCGAGCCCACCGCGGGGAUAAAGUCUGCGAGUCCGAACCGUGCCGCCACUACGCGAAACUGAUCGCCGGCACCACGAACCUGAGCGCGUCGGCGUGCGACAACUUCUACGCGCACGUCUGCGGCAGGGCACGAAACUGCAAGUACAGAGUGCAACAAGAGACUGAAGGCAAGCCCGCCACCCUGUACAAUAUACGGCAACAGCGCCACAACAGGCUCCAUGAAAGAGACAACCGUUGGAGCUCCAGCAGUGAAGAGUUCCCGCAGCUGGGCACCUCGGCCACCAGCUCGAGCAGUAACAGUGCUGGUAGCUCCCCAAGGCGCAGCAGGUUCAAGUCAAUACUCGCGCUCCCGCUCGGUCAAGCGCGCGAGCUACGCCGACGUGGCAAGUGGCUCGAGCGACUCGAGUGGUACGAGCAGCUUGGACUCCUCGUCAGUGGAAGCCGCAGCCAUACGAGUGCUCUGCAUACAGCCAUGGAGGAAGAGCACGCCGCCACCUCACCCGUCACCUCACCCGUCACCUCAUCCGUCACCCCAGCCGCUGCCUCGGACGCUGCCGUCGCCCCCACCACCGCCGCCACCGCAGCUACCAGCGCCCCAGGCGAAGCUUGCACUCUCGGCGUCCUCUGA